Messenger RNA from Psammomys obesus (fat sand rat), 3979 nucleotides. Its product is annotated as zinc finger protein 45-like. Lineage: Eukaryota; Metazoa; Chordata; Mammalia; Rodentia; Muridae. The record is from RefSeq and is a predicted model, not a curated record. Gene Ontology annotation, cellular component: nucleus. Gene Ontology annotation, molecular function: DNA-binding transcription repressor activity, RNA polymerase II-specific; RNA polymerase II cis-regulatory region sequence-specific DNA binding; DNA-binding transcription activator activity, RNA polymerase II-specific. Gene Ontology annotation, biological process: negative regulation of transcription by RNA polymerase II. The coding region runs from base 1242 to 3191 and encodes 649 amino acids. The transcript is spliced from 7 exons.
AAAACCUGGUCUAGCCGCAGAAGGUGGUGGCGCUCAGCCUUGAACCCCAGCACUCGGGAGGCGGAGGCAGGCAGAGCUGUGAGUUCCGGGACGGCCAGGAAACACAGAAGAACCGUGGCUCACAAACACCACCAAACAAGCAAGCAAAAAGGAAAGGAGAGAAAGACGGUAACACCCCUCACGGGAGUGCCCGCGGCCUUGGGUUUUCCUAAUCCCAGACGCAGCAAACUGACGACCAAGGACAGCAUCGCAGCGUGACAUAACCGUGUGACUUCUUCCUGGGUGUGAGACGCGCACUCCGACGCGGGCCGCACAGGCUCAGUUCCCCUUUCCCGGCUUCACCAGGGAGUGGAAGGACUGGGAGGUGGGGCCGUGCUGGAGGAAGCGUGUCACCGGGGGUGGACGUGUGUCCGCGUUCGGUGGGAUUCCGGCCGCUGGAGGGUUACCACCGACCCGGGGCAGCGUGGGGCCCGCUGGGCAGGCACGGGGCGCCUGCGCGCGGGCUUCUGCCUCCGGGAAUUCUGGGAGUUGUAGUUCCGGAGCUCGGCGCUUCCGCGCAGCUCCCCGGCGGAGCCUGGGGUCCCGCGGCUGCGUUCCUAGGACGGAGGUUGCCUGGACCUGUUUUGUGCCCAUUAUGUCCUUCUCAGAGUGACCAGCAAUGGGCUUGCAGGGAGGAGUUCCCCAGGGAGUAAGUGUGAUUCGUGGCUCUGUCCAGCUCACAGCUAUGGCUCAGAUGGAAGAAUUGAGGCAUGAUGCUUGGAGCCCAGGCAGGGAGGAUCAAAAUGUUCACGGCCAACCUGGGUUACCCAUUAACCUGGGUUAGCCUGGGCUAACUGCUGAAGCCCUGUCCCCAAACCUAAAAACACACAAGAAAGGACAAAGCCAGCUGUGGCGCACCAAGGAUCACGGUUCCCAGUGAGCAGUGUGAUGUCCGGCCCGCUCUGAGCACACACAGUACCAUCCUUACCCGGGUGCCUCCACUCCGUCUGCCCUAGACCUGAACCACAGCCUGAGACCCACUGGAGGCCGCGUGUGAAUGAACUGCAUGUGCUUGCGGGGGUGUCCCUGACAAGUCCUGAGCUGUGGCUGGAGUCCAGCUCGCUCCUGCCACACCGAGGAGAGGACCACGGUUAGUGCUGUUCACGUAAGGCAGCCAAGUAGGCGGCCACACCGAGAGCCACUCGCUGUCUCCUCAUCAUUCUGUCUUCCCAGGACUCAGCUGUUCCUAGGAAGACUGCAGGAUGGCCAGGGGCAAGGAGAUGGUGACAUUCAGGGACGUGGCCGUGGUCUUCAGUGAGGAGGAGCUGGGGCUGCUGAAUCCUGCGCAGAGGAAGCUGUACCAUGACGUGAUGCUGGAGAACUUGAGGAACGUGGUGUCACUGGGGCAGCAGAUGGCGGCUCCUGAGAGUUUGCUCCAGCCCAGCAGAGGAGACGAGCUCACGGUGCUGACAGUGGCCGGCUGGAGGAGAGACCCCGCAGGAGAUGAGAAUGUGAAGGAAAUGGAGUCUCUUCAGAAAGUAGGACUAGGGUACCUGGCACACGAGGAGCUUUUCUGCUCACAGAUCUGGCAGCAAGUUACGAGGGAGUUAACGAGGGUGCGAGACCUCACGGUGCACACUGGAGAGAGCAGCUCUCCCUUAAAACAAGGUGAUGAGCCUUGGGAAGAAGAGGAGCUCAGCAGACAUUCCCGUCAGAAUCCAGUUCUUCAGGCUCACCACAGGGAAGGCCAUGAAGAAGAGGCACAUGAGAAAGAUUUCAACUGCUGCCACCAUCCUCAUGUUAUUACAGGAGAGAAGUCCUACAAGUGUGAAGAGGUUCACAGCACCUUCUGUCCAUUCUCAAGUCUUCAGCCCCAUCAGAGAGUGCAGGACAGAUGCAGAGUGAGUAGGUCUGAUGGACUGUUGAAGAACUUCAGUCAGAGGCCAGUGUUUCCCUGUCAGCAGAGCAGCCCCACUGGAGAAAACACAGAUGGACAUGAGGACUCUGGGGAUCCUGGGAAAAACGCCUGUGCUCAGACCGUUUUCUUAGUCUGUCCAGGAGAGGAACCCUAUAAAUGUGACGAGUGUGGAGCAAGCUUCAGACAGACCUCGUGUCUUCAGGUCCAUCAGAGAGCCCACACUGGAAAGAAACCUUACAAGUGUGCAGAGUGUGGGAAGGACUUCAGCUGGUUUUCACGACUACAUGCCCACCACCGAGUCCACACAGGAGAAAAGCCCUAUAAGUGUGAGGAGUGUGGAAAGGGCUUUAGUUCCAGUUCACACCUCAACAUUCAUUGUAGAGUGCACACAGGAGAAAAGCCCUGUAAGUGUGAGGAGUGUGGAAAGGGCUUCAGUGUAGGCUCACAACUGCAGGCUCAUCAGAGAAGCCACACUGGAGAGAAACCCUACAAAUGUGCAGAGUGUGGGAAGGGCUUCUGCCGGGCCUCAAACCUUCUGGAUCACCAGAGGGGCCACACCGGAGAGAAGCCGUUUCAGUGUGCUGCCUGUGGGAAGGGCUUCAGCCGGAGUUCCGAUUUUAACAUUCAUUGUAGAGUGCACACAGGAGAAAAGCCCUAUAAGUGUGAGGAAUGUGGGAAAGGAUUCAGCCAGGUCUCACACCUUCUGGCUCAUCAGAGAGGCCACACUGGAGAGAAACCCUACAAAUGUAACACGUGUGGGAAGAGCUUCCGCCGGAGUUCAGAUCUUAAUGUUCAUUGCAGAAUCCAUACAGGAGAGAAACCAUACAAAUGUGAGAAAUGUGGGAAAACCUUCAGUCAGUUCUCAAGUCUCCAGGUGCACCAGAGGGUCCACAGUGAGGACAAGCCGUAUCAGUGCACAGAGUGUGGGAAGGGCUUCACUGUGGAAGCACACCUCCAGGCCCACCAGCGCUCCCACACUGGAGAAAGGCCCUAUCAGUGUGAGGACUGUGGGAAGGGCUUCUGUCGCGCUUCCAAUUUCCUGGCUCAUCGGGGGGUCCACUCAGGAGAAAAGCCAUACCCAUGUGACGUGUGUGGAAAGCGCUUCCGGCAGAGGUCCUACCUGCAGGCCCACCAGAGAGUCCACACGGGAGAGAGACCGUACAAGUGCCAGGAGUGUGGGAAGGGCUUCAGCCGGAGCUCCAGUCUCCUGAUUGACCAGCGAGUCCACGCUGAGGGUGAGGGGCACAGGGAUUGCCCUCCCUCCGAGUGUUCGCACAGGAAACAGUCUCUGUGAGGGUCUUAUGCUCAUAUUUCAGGUGGAAGCCGAAAGGUGCAGUUGUUAGGGUCACCAGGGGAGACAAAGGAGCUGCGGUAUGAAAAGCGUCCGUGUCUUAACCGGAGCAGGCUGUGUUGCAAUGCUUGGGAGACUACAACGCACAGACCUUGCAAGUGGGCGCCACUGCAGACUUCAUGCUGACCCCUGACCUUGAACACGGGGAGACAUAACUACAGGGAAGUUGAGUGUGACCUGGAGGUAAUUAGAAGUCGUGGGAUGCAAGGGACCCGAUCUGUUCCAUCAGGGCAAAGUUUCUGAAGCUGCUGCUUGCAGCCCCAGGUGGAGCUGCAUAACGGAAUGUGGGGGUCACGAGACGCCUGAAACACUGCAAGCUUUCUGCACGUGCGGUGCAGCGAAACCCCAACAUUCGACAGAUAUAGUCCACCCGAGGGGCUGUGGCCGCCCUCACCCAGGUGUGUGACUGCCGCAGCCUUUCUCAGAACACAGCGUGAGCACACACACCUCACUGUGCCCACACCCAGGGCCCACCGUCGGUCGGUGUCCCUGUGCUCGGGGCCGAAUCGCCGUGCUGCCUGCUGCUCUUACAGGAUCGUAAUCAAUUACUCACACACGUUCCUGCUCCCAUUCCCCAGUGCUUAAGUAUCGAACUGCUUCAGUUGCAGCUUUGUUGUGUCUCAGUGUGACUCAAACAUCGCAGGACUCCUACAGAAAGUGUCGAUGCACCACUAUGCAAGUUUGCUUUUGUCAUUAAUAAAUUAUCACUUCUUAAAAAUUUUCAAAAUGCA